AUGGGUCUUCGAUUUUCUUCUUUUCUAUCUUAUUCAGCAGCUUCUUCCAGUCCCACUCUCGGUGAUUUACCGGAGAGUUGCGUCGCUUCCAUUAUCGGUUACAUGGAUCCUCCUCAGAUCUGUCAACUUGCAACAUUGAAUCGAGCUUUUAACGCUGCUUCUUCUGCUGAUUUUGUUUGGGAAUCGAAAUUGCCUUCUAAUUAUCAUCUUAUUCUCAACAAAAUCUUUAAUCAUUUUCCGGUUGGUUUGGGUAAAUGUGAUAUUUACGUUUCCCUUUGUCGCCUCAAUGAUCUUGACAAAGGCACCAAGAAAGUUUGGCUUGAUAGAGGGAGUGGUAAGCUUUGUUUGGCUAUUUCAGCUAACAAGGGACUAUCGAUAACUAGGGUUGAUGAUAGGAGAUAUUGGAAUCAUAUUCUUACUGAAGAAUCUAGAUUCAAUACUGUUGCAUACCUUCAGCAUACCUGGUGGUUUGAAGUGGAGGGGGAAGUUGACUUCCCAUUUCCUACUGGGACAUAUAGCUUAUUCUUCAGAGUACACCUUGGGCGAGCCCACAAGAGGUUUGGACGUCGUGUCUGCAACACUGAACAUGCGAUUUCACUGUUGUGGAUGGAAAUUCAUCAACCAAAGUCAAGUUCUCUGACUCAAAUUGACUGCACUCACACUAAAGGUGGUAUCUGUUUGGAUUCUGCGUUUAUUUACCCAAGCGAAUUCAAAAAGAGCAAGGCAUUUUUAAAUUGCUUAUAA
Vicia faba (fava bean) is the source of this 744-nucleotide messenger RNA. The record is from the annotation of a GenBank genome assembly. NCBI's taxonomy places the organism in Eukaryota, Viridiplantae, Streptophyta, Magnoliopsida, Fabales, Fabaceae.